Lontra canadensis (Northern American river otter) is the source of this 2235-nucleotide messenger RNA. It is a transcript of the gene VDR, whose product is annotated as vitamin D receptor. The transcript has 9 exons. Lineage: Eukaryota; Metazoa; Chordata; Mammalia; Carnivora; Mustelidae. The coding region runs from base 81 to 1364 and encodes 427 amino acids. Gene Ontology annotation, cellular component: nucleus. The record is from RefSeq and is a predicted model, not a curated record. Gene Ontology annotation, molecular function: nuclear receptor activity; zinc ion binding; vitamin D response element binding. Gene Ontology annotation, biological process: cell differentiation; negative regulation of transcription by RNA polymerase II; multicellular organism development.
UGUCUUUGCUUGUCAAAAGGCAGCUGCCGAGCGGGAGGCGCCGGGAGCGCGGAGCAGCGUGCCCACCCGCGGGACCAGGGAUGGAGGCGAUGACAGCCAGCGCUCCCUUGCCUGACCCUGGUGACUUUGACCGGAAUGUGCCCCGAAUCUGUGGGGUGUGCGGAGACCGAGCCACAGGCUUUCACUUCAACGCUAUGACCUGCGAAGGCUGCAAAGGCUUCUUCAGGCGGAGCAUGAAGCGGAAGGCGCUGUUCACCUGUCCCUUUAACGGGGACUGCCGCAUCACCAAGGACAACCGCCGCCACUGCCAGGCCUGCCGGCUCAAGCGCUGCGUGGACAUCGGCAUGAUGAAGGAGUUCAUCCUGACAGAUGAGGAGGUGCAGCGGAAGCGAGAGAUGAUCCUGAAGCGGAAGGAGGAGGAAGCCCUGAGGGACAGUCUGCGGCCCAAGCUGUCUGAGGAGCAGCAGCAGAUCAUCGCCAUCCUGCUGGACGCCCACCACAAGACCUACGACCCCACCUAUGCCGACUUCUCCCAGUUCCGGCCUCCAGUUCGUGGGGAAGGGGGUGGAGGGAGCCAUUCCUCAAGGCCCUCCUCCGUCCCAACGCCCAGCCUCUCUGGGGACUCAUCUUCGUCCUGCUCAGAUAACUACACAGCCUCUCUAGAUGUGAUGGAGCCAACCAGCUUCUCCAAUCUGGGUCUGAGGGAAGAAGACUCAGAUGACUCUUCUCUGACCCUUGACCUGUCCCAGCUCUCCAUGCUGCCCCAUCUGGCUGACCUGGUCAGUUACAGCAUCCAAAAGGUCAUCGGCUUUGCCAAGAUGAUUCCAGGGUUCAGAGAUCUCACUUCUGACGACCAGAUCGUGCUGCUGAAGUCAAGUGCCAUCGAGGUCAUCAUGCUGCGCUCCAACCAGUCCUUCAUCAUGGACGACAUGUCCUGGACCUGUGGCAGCCCCGACUACAAGUACCGCAUCAGCGAUGUGACCAAAGCCGGACACAGCCUGGAGCUGAUUGAGCCCCUCAUCAAGUUCCAGGUAGGGCUGAAGAAGCUGAACUUGCACGAGGAGGAGCAUGUCCUGCUCAUGGCCAUCUGCAUUGUCUCCCCAGACCGUCCCGGGGUGCAGGAUGCUGCCCUGGUGGAGGCCAUCCAGGACCGCCUGUCCAACACACUGCAGACCUACAUCCGCUGCCGCCACCCACCGCCAGGCAGCCACCUGCUCUACGCCAAGAUGAUCCAGAAGCUGGCCGACCUGCGUAGCCUCAAUGAGGAGCACUCCAAGCAGUACCGCUGCCUGUCCUUCCAGCCCGAGUGCAGCAUGAAGCUCACGCCCCUCGUUCUGGAGGUGUUUGGCAACGAGAUCUCCUGACUAGGGUAGCCUGCUGGGGCUCCUGGGCGGGGCUGCUCCUCUGGGGCCUUGUGCCCCGGCCUGGGGCGUGUUACUGCCCGGCACACCUUCCCACCCCCUCCGGAGCUCAGCCUCUCCUCUCCCACCUCCCCUGCCACCCAACCCAGCCUGUCUCCUGUCCGACCUAACACCAGUCUCCUUUUCCUGCCAGCCGCAGGCUGCCCCCAGUCCCGUGAGACCUCAGUGAGGAGUUGCUGUUUGUUAAAGAAACUCAAGUAGGGGAGGGGACAGAUGUUAAGGGUGGGGCCUUGCCCAGGAAUGGCCCUACGGAUCCAAAAUCGCUGCUGGUGGAUGCUGAGGGAACAGUGAGGCAGGAGAAACCCACCCAUUCCUCAGGGACAGAGUUACCUGUACCUCCCCCGAUUCCAGGCCUGAAUGUUCAGAGCCAAGUGGGGAUCUCCUUCCCCCUGCCUUGCCCAUGAUGAGUAACUAGCCACAAACCCUCCCCUACCCUCCAACCCUGUCCCAUCCUGCUGCCCAUCUGCACUGUUUUGUCCCAGGGCAGUGGGCCAUGAUGGAGCCUUCUCCCCUUGCUUCUCAGCCCUGGCCUGUCUAGGAUACUCGCUGCCAAGGAUGGCCAAAAACAAGGUGACGAAGGUCACAACUCCCCCCUCACCCACCUCUGCUGGCCAAAGGGCCCUCUCCUAACACGUCAGUGCCCACUUCAUCCCGUUGCUAUGGUAACAUUCUUCCCAGAAGUUGCUUCUGGUGGGCCUUCUCCACAUGACAGGGACAACUAGCCCAGACCCCACCUGCCGAGAGGCCCAAGGAGGGACGAGAGCAGGGCCCAGGAACUGGGGGACAGGCAAACCCAGCCUCACAGAACAGUGGU